AUGUCUGCAGAAUCCGUGCAAACAGCGACUAAUUCGAAGGUUCCGUCGAUUAGAGAUUCUUCUGUGCCACUUAUUGCGUCCUACACGUAUCACUCUCCGAUCCCGACAGCUAUCGGUCCGUAUAUAUUAGGAGUCGAUGAAGCGGGCAGGGGUCCCGUCUUGGGCCCUUUAGUGUACGGUGUCGCUUAUUGCCCCACGGCCUAUCAAGAAGAUCUUGACAGUCUCGGUUUUGCAGACUCGAAGACUUUGACGGCAGGGACUCGCUCGUCCCUCCUUCAGACGCUGUGCUCGGAUCCUGCUAAUCUUGGCUGGUCCGUCCGAGUGCUAUGUCCACAGGCCAUCUCAAGUGGAAUGCUUCGUCGGCCACCGACCAACCUCAAUCGUCAAUCAGAACAAGCCACUGUCCUCCUCAUUCGCGAAGUACUUCAGCAUGGAAUCAAACUUUCCGAUGUUUAUGUAGACGCUCUGGGUCCGACGAAGACUUAUGAAGCUUACCUCUCAUCACAGUUUCCCGGCAUCAAUUUCACUGUCACAGCUAAAGCCGACUCCAAGUUCAAGAUUGUGGGUGCUGCCAGCGUCGCGGCGAAGGUGACUCGCGACGCUUGGGUUGAGGAUUGGACUUUCGAAGAGAGUUCAUCCCCACAUGACGCUGAGUCUAAUUCAAAACCGACAAAUACUCGAUGGGGUAAAGAGCUGGGCAGCGGAUAUCCGUCUGAUCCUAAGACUCAGGCUUGGAUCAAAGGAUCACUGGAUCCCACGUUCGGUUUUCCCUCUCUUGUGCGCUUUUCAUGGACUACUAUCAAACUCGUUUUAGAGAAGAAUGGUCAUGUUGUCCAAUGGACAGAUGAUGGUCAAGCAUCCCUUAUUCAAGCAUUUGAAAGUGCAACGGGUCUCGACAAGGGUCGGUGUAAAAUUACUAAGGACCUCUGUAUUAGUAGUGUUGCAACAUUAUGA
Molecule: messenger RNA, 954 nt
Organism: Fibroporia radiculosa
Lineage: Eukaryota; Fungi; Basidiomycota; Agaricomycetes; Polyporales; Fibroporiaceae
Exons: 6
Coding region: 1-954 (317 amino acids)
Biological process (GO): DNA replication, removal of RNA primer; mismatch repair
Cellular component (GO): ribonuclease H2 complex
Molecular function (GO): RNA-DNA hybrid ribonuclease activity; RNA binding
Source: RefSeq, a predicted model, not a curated record